AUGCAAAUUUUUAAUAUGGGAAUACAUACCCAAAUAUAUUUGCUGUACACAAUCAGCAGAAACAUGUCCAGUUCACCCAAAACGCCAACGCCACCCACAUUGCCGCCGGGAGUGACGAAAGUGUGUCACAUUGUCAAGCGACCCGAUUUCGAUGGCUAUGGCUUCAAUUUGCAUUCGGAGAAAGUGAAACCUGGACAAUUUAUAGGCAAAGUUGACGCCAAAUCGCCAGCUGAAGCAGCAGGCCUUAAAGAGGGUGACCGCAUCCUCGAGGUGAACAGUGUUUCCAUUGGCAAUGAGACGCACAAACAAGUGGUGGCUCGUAUUAAGGCCAUUGCGAAUGAAGUGCGUUUGCUGCUGAUCGAUGUUGAUGGCAAGGCUCCUGUGCCACAGGACGCAAUGACGACGUCAUCGCCCGUGUCCACACCAACAACUCCACCACCACCACCAUCGGCAGUCAGUGUGAAUGGUAAUGGAAAUCGAUCGCCAUCGGCCUAUGAGGGUACCAAACAAGAGAUGCCCGGUGCCAGUGCCAAUAUAAGUAGCAUUAGCAUGGUCAGUACCAAACGAUCAUCGAAUGCCAGUAGCAUUCAAAGUGGCAGCACUAUGAAUGCCAACGAUAUGGAUGUGGUCGACAGAGCCAUGCCCAUUGCAGUGCCACCGCCCGUUGUUCCAUCCAGUCCGCAAAAUGGCAACAAGCCCCCCUCAUCGCCCAUCAAUAAUAAUACAUUGAUGGCCACGCCACCGCCGCCUCCAUCGGCCACCACAAACAUGAUGAACAAUGGCAAUGGCACGGUCUAUAGCAACACAAAUGGUAAUGGUACCUCCGCAGGGACACCAUCGCCAUUGCCAUCACCGACAUCCGCAUCCGCAGCAGCUAAUGUUAACCGAGCGGGUAGCCUGAAUUUGCCUUUAACAGCCGCCGAAAUGCGGGCGAAAUUGGCAUCGAAAAAGAAAUAUGAUCCCAAAAAUGAGAGUGUGGAUCUUAAGAAGAAAUUCGAAAUUAUACAAAAACUCUGAGAGAGAGAAUAUCACCAAUCGUCUGGAGAUCUAUCCAAAUCCAAAUCGAUAUAUAUAUAUAUAUUAACUUUUUCUCUCUACCUUUCUUUCUCCAAUCUUCCCUCACCCAAAUUCUCGCAAGGAAGAACGACAGAUAGAAAAAACAUCAUGAUGAAUAGAAAUGAAGAAGGCACCAUGUUAUUAUCUUACACACACACACACACACCCACACAACAACAAAAUCUAUACAAAAAUCUAUGUCAUAGACACAACACAACAACAAAACAAAAACCAACGUUUCAAAAUGAGAAAGAAUAACAACAACAACAACAAAACAUGAAAAUAUUUAGCAUAUUUUUAGUACGCAAAAGUCACUUAUGAACUAAGCAAACGUUUUUUUAUAUUAUUAAGUUCAGCAGGUAACAGCAAAAAUAUAUACAAAUAUAUCUACUUAUAUACAUACAUACAUAUAUAUAUAAAAUUAUAUAUCUGUAUAAAUUUAUAUAAAUAUAUAUAUCGUUUUAUACAAUUGGCAACCUUUUUCGCAUUCGUUGAAAUAUAUGUACUUAGUUUUGCAUAUACAUUUUUACAGUAAAUAAAGAAUAAAAGAAACAACAAAAACAAAAAAAAAAA
Drosophila willistoni is the source of this 1629-nucleotide messenger RNA. Its product is annotated as Na(+)/H(+) exchange regulatory cofactor NHE-RF1. Lineage: Eukaryota; Metazoa; Arthropoda; Insecta; Diptera; Drosophilidae. Gene Ontology annotation, biological process: protein localization to plasma membrane. The transcript is spliced from 2 exons. Bases 1 to 1017 code for a protein of 338 amino acids. The record is from RefSeq and is a predicted model, not a curated record. Gene Ontology annotation, cellular component: apical plasma membrane. Gene Ontology annotation, molecular function: protein binding; protein-membrane adaptor activity.